AUGGCCUCUAAGAAGGGAGGUAAAAAACCGGAUGGCGCAGAUGCAGAGGCGGCCAUCCUUCAGUGGUUCGAGUGUGAGGGAGAGCCGGCAACCGUGCAGUCGCUGACUGAUGCACUUGGCAGUAAAUAUGGGAAGACGCUGGUCCAGGCAGUGCUGGAGCAGUGCGUGAGCGAGCAGAAGCUUCAAGUCAAGGAUAUCAAAAAGGCCAGGAUCUACUUUCCCGCUCCUUCCGAGGCUUCUGAGAAUGGGAUGAGUCACUCCACCGUGGAUUCAGAAAAAACUGAACUUGUUCAACGACUUCAGCAAAAGACAAAAAAAGUUUCUGCCCUCUCUGCUGAAUUGGCUGCACUUCUUCAGAAACCCUCUGCGACGGAGAGAGCCGCCAGCAUCGCCGCGUUGUCUGCGGAGUGUGCGGCGACGAAGCAACGCCUGGAUGAUGUGAGAGAGGCAGCGGGCCAAGAUCGUGAUCGUGUGAGCGACGAAGACAUUUGCAUCCUUAUUCAACGGUACAACAGAGCCAGAGAAAUUUGGAGAGAGCGCAAGCGCAUGACAGAGCGUGUGAUCGAUGCCACUUUGGGAGAGAGCUGCGAUCCAAAGGACCUCGCGGAAUUCUUUGGUGUCACCACCGACCAACAGGCGAAUGUCUCGAUGGCCGAGACAGCCAUCGCACUACCUUUGACGAUGAAAGCCACACAUGUGUAA
Trypanosoma grayi is the source of this 702-nucleotide messenger RNA. Its product is annotated as 26S proteasome regulatory subunit, ATPase 3, interacting protein. The record is from RefSeq and is a predicted model, not a curated record. Bases 1 to 702 code for a protein of 233 amino acids. NCBI's taxonomy places the organism in Eukaryota, Euglenozoa, Kinetoplastea, Trypanosomatida, Trypanosomatidae. Gene Ontology annotation, molecular function: double-stranded DNA binding; recombinase activator activity. Gene Ontology annotation, biological process: meiotic joint molecule formation; homologous chromosome pairing at meiosis; meiotic strand invasion involved in reciprocal meiotic recombination. The transcript has a single exon. Gene Ontology annotation, cellular component: DNA recombinase auxiliary factor complex; condensed nuclear chromosome.